Messenger RNA from Hirundo rustica (Barn swallow), 7239 nucleotides. RefSeq names its product p21 (RAC1) activated kinase 1 (gene PAK1). Lineage: Eukaryota; Metazoa; Chordata; Aves; Passeriformes; Hirundinidae. Gene Ontology annotation, molecular function: ATP binding; protein serine/threonine kinase activity. The record is from RefSeq and is a predicted model, not a curated record. Bases 420 to 2054 code for a protein of 544 amino acids. The transcript has 18 exons. Gene Ontology annotation, biological process: regulation of axonogenesis; regulation of actin cytoskeleton organization; regulation of MAPK cascade. Gene Ontology annotation, cellular component: cytoplasm.
GGGCGGGGAGGCGGGCGAGAGCCGGGCAGCACCUUGCGGCGGGCGGAAGCGCUGCUUCUCUGGUCUCAUGAUCACAGCUGAUAAUGAAGAAGUUUUGAGAGCUGAGCUCAAAGGAGAGACCCAGAAAUGAAAUUGUGAUAGCACCACAUAGUCCUUCAUCCAAACUGUCUUCUUUCUGAUAAUCAAAGUCAUUGAAACUGUGUUCGUCUCCUGCCUAUCUUUACUUUCCCUGGCCACUCCUAAGACUGAUGAGAAACAGAUUUCCUCAUGCUCCUGUGAUCCUCAAGAUACUGGGCAAGCACAGAUGAGCAGCGGGGAGUUUGUGCCCAUUGACUCUUGUCCUGUUGCUGGAUACCACCAAGAGGAGCCUGGUUCCAUCUUCUUCACACCUCCAUCAGUAACGGCCUCCCCAACUGAAGAUGUCUAACAAUGGGGUUGAGACAGAAGACAAACCACCUGCUCCUCCAAUGAGAAAUACCAGCACUAUGAUUGGAUCGGGAAGCAAAGAUCCCGGGACUUUAAACCAUGGCUCAAAACCUCUGCCUCCCAAUCCAGAGGAGAAGAAGAGGAAGGAUCGAUUUUACCGAUCUAUUUUGCCAGGAGAUAAAACCAAUAAGAAGAAAGAGAAAGAGAGGCCGGAGAUCUCCCUCCCUUCAGACUUCGAACACACGAUUCAUGUGGGGUUUGAUGCAGUCACGGGAGAAUUCACAGGAAUGCCGGAGCAAUGGGCACGCCUGCUGCAGACUUCCAACAUCACCAAGUCAGAGCAGAAGAAGAACCCCCAGGCAGUGCUGGAUGUGUUAGAGUUUUACAACUCCAAGAAGACCUCCAACAGCCAGAAGUACAUGAGUUUCACAGAUAAAUCAGCAGAGGAUUACAAUUCAUCUAAUACAUUGAAUGUGAAGGCUGUCUCUGAGACCCCUGCAGUGCCCUCAGUGUCUGAAGAUGAGGACGAUGAAGACGAUGCAGCUCCACCCCCUGUGAUAGCUCCGCGACCUGAACACACCAAAUCUAUAUACACCCGCUCGGUGAUAGACCCUCUUCCUCCGCCUACCAGAGAUGUGGCCACCUCUCCUAUUUCUUCUCCCUCGGAAAACAGCACAACGGCACCCGACAUGCUGGUCAGGAACACGGAGAAACAAAAGAAAAAGCCAAAAAUGUCAGAUGAAGAGAUACUGGAAAAAUUAAGAAGUAUCGUGAGUGUGGGCGAUCCAAAAAAGAAGUACACGAAUUUUGAGAAAAUUGGACAGGGAGCCUCAGGUACAGUUUACACAGCAAUAGAUGUAGCUACAGGACAGGAGGUCGCAAUCAAACAGAUGAAUUUGCAGCAGCAGCCCAAAAAAGAGCUGAUUAUAAAUGAGAUCCUUGUGAUGAGGGAAAACAAAAACUCCAACAUUGUCAACUACUUGGACAGUUACCUCGUAGGAGAGGAGCUCUGGGUGGUGAUGGAGUACUUGGCAGGAGGCUCCCUAACCGAUGUCGUGACGGAGACCUGCAUGGACGAGGGACAAAUCGCCGCCGUGUGCCGGGAGUGUCUCCAAGCCCUGGAAUUCCUCCAUUCAAACCAAGUGAUUCACAGAGACAUCAAGAGUGACAACAUCCUGCUGGGAAUGGAUGGCUCUGUCAAACUAACUGACUUUGGCUUCUGUGCCCAGAUCACUCCUGAGCAGAGCAAGCGCAGCACCAUGGUGGGCACCCCGUACUGGAUGGCGCCCGAAGUGGUGACGCGGAAAGCUUACGGGCCCAAAGUGGAUAUCUGGUCCUUGGGGAUCAUGGCCAUCGAGAUGAUCGAAGGAGAGCCCCCGUACCUCAAUGAGAACCCUCUGAGAGCCCUGUAUCUCAUUGCUACUAACGGGACUCCAGAACUGCAGAAUCCGGAGAAGCUUUCACCCAUAUUCCGAGACUUCUUAAACCGCUGUCUUGAGAUGGACGUGGAAAAGAGAGGUUCUGCAAAAGAGCUGCUACAGCACCAGUUCUUGAAAAUUGCAAAGCCUCUAUCCAGUCUCACUCCUCUGAUUAUUGCCGCUAAAGAGGCAGCCAAGAACAACCAUUGAAGUCAACACAGUCACCAUGUCAAGACUUUCAGAUGUUCAUUUCAGAGACUGAAUUACUUGCUCUUCUCCCCUCGUGCUCCUUCUUCACAGGGGCGUUCUUGAAACUUUGACCUGCCUUGAAGGGUGGCAGAGGCGUCGUCCACUGUAUGUGGAAGGACACACACCAGGGGCCUGGCUGAUCUUACAUGGUGAACUGUCCUUCCAUCCUCGUGGUGGGGAUGAGAGGGGAAGAACAUUCUGUAUGGGUGAGAAGAUCUUUCUGGGGGCGUCUGAACCUGACCUACGAGUAGCGAAGCCAGUUUGUUCUCAUAUUUCUUACCGUGUUUAUUUUUAAAAAUAAUGUGGAGCCUUAGACCAUGUUUAUCUUAAUAAAUUAAAUCUUUUGCUGGCUGCACUUUUCCUGCUUCUGCCAAGCUGCUAUUACCCCACGGAGGCUGCUCUGUGCUUGGGAUGACUCGAGGAGGGAUGGAAGCAGCCAACAGCAAUGUGAACAGCUCUCAGCUGAGAGGGGAAUGAGAGAGUGAAGGUGCAUCCCUCCUGCAGCACUGCUGGAUGCUUCGAGUAAGCAUGGACAAAGCCUCUGUGUGCUUCCUGCAGCCAUUGAAGAACUUAAUUCAUGGAUGAUCUCUUUGCCAAAAUGUGUGAACUGCCCCCUACUCCCCCCUUCCCCGUUUAGUGGCAACUCUGCUAGUUUAACAAAUCUCAAAUAUUUUUUUUGUUGUUGUUCUAGGAAAUAAGUCACAGGAAAGAAAAUUACAGAGAGCUCUUUUAGGGUUAUUUUAUCAGCGCUGUGAGGCUUUUUAGAGAUGCUGUCCUGUGUGAUUAACAAACAGAGCAAUUACUGUUGUAAAGACAAGACAAGAUUUGCCCGCAAAAUAUUUUGAAAACUCUUGUUUCUUAGUGGAAAUCCAAUGGAAAACAAACUGAUAAUGGAUGCUGCUUUCUCCGUGGAGAUGUGGGGACACAAAUUUUUUGAAAUGAUGGUUUCUUUGUGCUACUGAUUCCUUGGGUUGCCAAUAGUCUGUAAAACAACAGGAAACCUGGGACUACUAGAAGAGGGACUGGUUGUAAACACUGGGCUUAUGUUCAACUGUAUACUGAUUUUAAAUAAAGUGACUGCUGCGUUUCUUAACUUGGGGCUAGAGAAGAACUGGAAGUCUGCCAUUGCUCAUAUGGUCAACAGGUACUUGGAAGUAUUGGAUGAAGUAAUUUAACCUCGUUUUUUACCCCUUCUUCUGCAGUCCUUUGGGAUAGCGAGUAGCUCCCAAGGGAGUGACUUUACACAUAGGGGAAAAUUGAUACAAAAAAAUGUGUAUUGUAAGUGUGGGAGCUGCUCUCUCUGUACUGCUUUGGUCACAUACGGGGUGAGUUUGAACCUGUUCUGGAGUAACCUCUCACCUUUCUGUUGGACAGAAAUUCAGUCUGUCUUGCUGAGACCUGCUGCUGGCUCAGCCCUUUCCUCCCUGGACCUGGGGUUUAAUUAAAUAUAUUUUUCUGAUUGGUUCCACAGUCCAUGACAGCUAUUACACCAGCUUUACUGGGUGUAGGUACUUUGAGUUCUUUUGCUUCUGAGGGGCCUUCUCCCAUCCUUUGUGCUCCAGGGGGGUCACUGUUUAACACCAGGCUGAGGGGUGAAGUCUAUUGCCCAAAUUUGCAGCCUCUCCCCCUUUGUGUAUGUGUAUUUCAUCUCCCAGCAUUGUAAAGUUUCCUCUCACAAAGCUUGUAUCCAAGGAUGAAUUCCUUGGGCAAAACAGUAGAGCUGCCAAGCUGGAAAGGGAUAUGAUCUAUUGAUGAGCUCAUCUGCUUGGAGCUUAGAUGAAGACUGUGGAAUGGAAGGCCACUAUGCUUGAAUAAUUCCCUUUGAAAAGGACUUAGUAUUCCCUCUGGAAGACUCAGGAUAGCAUAUGUGGGAGGAGUAGGAUUAGUGGCUAGAUCUCUCUUGGUCUAAAAUCUCAUUUGACUGGCAGAUUUGGCAAUUGACUAUUUUUCAGCUAGGGCAGGGUUCAGUUUGAUCCACAGUGUGUUUAAUGUCUCUGACUUCUCUUUGAUUCCCUUCCUCACUCCCUCUCUGCAUCUCACUGACAUGAGAACCUUAAUGCGGAUGUGUCCUGUCUCUGAGCAUGUACAGGAGUUUAUUUUCCUUGCAGCAAGAUUUCUGCUAAACUUGCCCAAACAAGAUAGAAAAGGUUAUUUUUAUGUGUUGCUCUUCUGGAUCCUCUGUUGCAUAAUGAAAAGGGAUCAGCAGUGACUGUUUAUCCCGCCUCUUACAAUGUGCUUCUGUCUCAUCGACUUCCACAUGGACACGGUCCUGCCUGGUUUCUGUUGGCUGCUGGAGAGGGGUGUUGCCCAGAGCCUUUCGUUCAGCUGGGAAAAGCUGCAAGACUGUGCCCAUGCUUGUGUGUCAUCUUGUGAUGGGUGGGUGGGAAAAGGAGGUGAUUGCUACAGUGUGCCUGGAAUUAGUUUCUGGUUACCAGACACAUCAUGUUUUUAUGUUCUUGGAAAAUCUUUUAAAAAAAUUGUAAUUAGUCUAAUCUUAGGAGCAUGGGUUUAUUUUGUUCUAGUUGUUCUGAAAUGCAUCCUUUCCUCCCCUCUCCUUUUGUGAGUCGCCCGGCACCAGCACCUCUGUUAGCUGUUGAAGAACCCUUCCUGUCUACAGCACACUCGUGUCUACAGAGGGCUCUUAAAUAGCAACUUUUUGACUUAAAAAAUUAUCUCCAGGGCUUAUUUUUCUGAGAAUAUCUUGUUCCUGCUGUUACUUGAAAGUGACUCCAAUUGGACAGCUUCUUUUGUGCCUUUCCCUCCCCUAACUUUCUCUUAUUAACUGAUUUGCCUGAGUUGAAACCAUUUUUAAUCACACCCCUUAAUUAUUAAUUUGCCUGCUAAUAUUAAAGUUAUGUCUUCCAUAUUAGAACAUUAAAUAUUCAAUUGUUUUGACAGUCCUUUCAGAAAAUUGAUUUCCUUUUUGAGAGGUGUCAAGCAAUCUUAUACUAGAAAUAAUUUCAUAUCCUGCAGUUUACAAAGGGCUUGGUGGAGGGAGAGGCUAAAAAAAAAAAUCUUCUUUUCUUAAACACAGAUUGUCUUAAAUUUAAGUAUCAAUUGGUAUCUUCAAUAAGACUUUUCCUAUGUUUCAAGAGAGGGCAUUGAUUUGUCUUACUUUAGCUAUUAAGGUUUUUUAGGGUUUAGAGGUUUUUUUAAACAAACAAAUUGACUUGGGUCCAAGAGUUUGCGUGUGAGUGGGGUAUGGAGACCAUGUGGGAAGAAGACAGGUUGGAUGACACUGUCAGGCACAUAGUGUGCUUCUUGGAGUUGUCCUGUUCAGGGCCAGGAGUUGGACUCAAUGAUCCUUGUGGAUCCCUUCCAACUCAGGAUGUUCUGUGACUCUGUGAGGCUGAAAGUGAAGAGCCAGGGCAGGGAUGGAGGACACAGCAGAACCGGCUGGUUGCAGUAGCACACCUUUAGCCAUCUCUAAAGUGUCUUCAUUGAAUGGAUGUGUUUUUAAAGACCAUAAAUCUGACUGAUUUGUUGCUACAGGCACUUCUCUAGGCAGGCAUUAUGCUCCUACCAAACUGCCUUCCCCUUUUAAAUAAAAGGGGUGCAGGGAUUUCUCCAGCAAAAGAGGCUCCUUGAGAAAGGAGGUUUCCAUGGAGAUACUAACUUGAUUUAAACGAUCUGGCUAAGGCUUGAGAAGAGGUUUGGUGGGUAGACACCACAUCAACACAAAAGCCACUGUUUUGUAAAGCAGCUGGACUUGUUGCAGUGUUUUGCUGCCAGCUUGAUGCCCCUUUACAGGGGUUUGGUUUUGAAAAAGUGCUGAGAAUGUUGUCUGGGCAGGAUUGUGAGGUGUAUAGAAGUCUGGCUCUUCUUAGCUGAGAUCUCUGUUAGUGUACUAAUCUACCUGUCUCAAAAUGCCACAGGUCAGUGUAAGUAGGGCAUGUUUGCAGCAGAGUACUGUGCAAGAAAGGAUUGCAAUGGUCUGCAGUAGGUGCUUGCUUUCUUAGAACCCACCCUUCUUGGCUGGCAGCAAAAUUGGUUCUGACCAGUUUCCAAGAAUAAUAUUUUUUGAAGCCCGCUACUAAUUUAGAGCACGGUCUAUUAGUCUGGCAAAUGACACAUCUUCAGUGUUAAAAUUGGUAAAGAUGAAUGGAUUAUCUGCUCACCUUCCCCCCAUAAAACAGUAAGACUUUUUAAUGGCUUCUUCCUUCAGCUGUAUUAGAGCCUGUAAAUGUAUUUUGGGGUCAUAAGGCCAACUGGAUGGAGCAUCUGUAAAACAAAUGCUGUAGGAUCUCAUAGUUUGUUGCUAAUGACAGCUCAUGGUGGCAAAGGUGGGAUCUUGGAGAAGCAGCUGCCAGCUUUGACAGGGAAUGGCCAACAGCAACAAAACUGCAGUACAGAUGGGAGGUGGACAGAAACUUGCUGCCAGAAUGGAGCCUACAGUGAGCGAUGGGAAAGAUUCAGAGCUGGUCCAAAGGGUAGGAUGAAACAAAGGUUAAAACUUACAAUUACAUGGUUGCUGAGGAAAUUCAGAGAGUGUCACAGUAGCCUGCUGCAUCUCAAGGCAGCAGCAUCUCUGAAGGAGGAGAGCAGAAAGGAGCCUGGGAAAAGAAAAGGUGCUGAAAGUGGAGAGUGGAGUAGCGAUAUGGCUCUGAGUCACAGCCUGUGCUAAGAGCUGGAGCUAAUCCAGGAGGUUCACAGAAAAUGACAAAAUUCAGCUGAAAAGGAAGAGUGGAGUUAAACAGAGGAGAUGGCCUUGAUGUGCCAAGGAACUGAAGAGAGAGGCCAGAUUUCCUGAAUGUGUGAAACAGCAGAAACGAAUUUAACACAGGCUUCUGUGGACGACAAGCAGUCUGUUCCCUCCUGCCUUGCAGCGUCAGUGUCUUGUCUUUUUGAGAUCAGCUCUGCUUUGAGAUCGUGUUAGCAACCACCCAACUUCGGUCUUGUGUUUGUAAAGAAGGCUUUUUUGCUCUGCACAUACUGAUUUCUGACUGCAGCUCUCCACUGUUGGUAGGUGUCUUUUGUGUCGUGUCACACCUGGAAAUACAGAGGCUGUUGCAGUUUUAAAAUCUGCUGGAUAAUGUACUUCUCCCCAUGCUGCCUUGGCAUGACUCCUGUACUGUACUGCUGGAUUUGUUUAAUGUGCCAGGUCAGUUCAGCCAUUUUAAAAAUAAAAAUUGAAACCUUAAACAAA